Messenger RNA from Oncorhynchus nerka (sockeye salmon), 2931 nucleotides. It is a transcript of the gene dhx32b, whose product is annotated as DEAH (Asp-Glu-Ala-His) box polypeptide 32b. The record is from RefSeq and is a predicted model, not a curated record. Lineage: Eukaryota; Metazoa; Chordata; Actinopteri; Salmoniformes; Salmonidae. Gene Ontology annotation, cellular component: spliceosomal complex; intracellular anatomical structure. Gene Ontology annotation, molecular function: helicase activity; RNA binding.
GCCAUGUUCUAUUCAAACUAUUGUUCUCUAUUCUAUUAUGCCCUGGCUGGCCUGUUCCAUCAUUGAGCCUAGUCUCAUCUGUUGGACUCAGGGAUUAGUGGCCACAUGACUAGUCAUCCUUCACGGUCGCUGGAGUGUGUUUCGUUAUUCAGGCUCUCCCGGUUUGGAGCAGGGCAGGGGCAUUCAUUCGAAGCAAUUUUAUUUAGUUUGAACAACCGACUUCGAAUGAUAUAAAAUCACGUAAACUUUCUUUAAAUAAUUUGCAUGGUCGAGGCUCUUUCUGUUAGCGCGUAGCCUAUCUCUCGAUUGGGUAAAGAAAGGAGCGCGUAAUCCAUUUCAGCCAUGGCGCAGGGCAUAACCGGAGAGAAGUAUUGGGAGGAUAGAGUAGCCUUCGAAACAGAAGGAGCAGGUCAAGAAGUUGUAGAAUAUGGUGAUGUUUUGGAGCUUAAUCGAUUUGACGGACUACCCUACUCCUCUCGAUAUUACACAUUACUGAAGGAAAGAAUGGAUCUGCCAGUUUGGAAAGCCAAGUGUGAUUUCAUGGACAAGCUGGCCAACAGGCAGUUUAUUAUUGUCUCUGGCACGGCAAGAACUGGCAGAAGCUCUCAGAUCCCCCAGUGGUGUGCAGAGUUCUGCCUGGCUGUCCAGUACCAGAAUGGCAUGGUGGUGUGCACCCAGGUCCACAGGCAACACACAGUGGAUCUGGCCCUGCGUGUCGCUGAUGAGAUGGACGUCAACAUCGGCCAUGAAGUGGGCUACAGCAUCCCCCUAGAGACAUGCUGCUCUGGUGACACUGUUCUCAGGUACUGCACUGAUGACAUGCUGCUCAGAGAGAUGAUGUCAGACCCCAUGCUGGAGCACUACGGUGUCAUCGUCAUCGACCAAGCCCACGAGAGGACGGUCAGUACAGAUGUUCUACUGGGCCUUCUCAAAGACAUCACCCUGCAGAGGCCCGAGCUCCGCGUGGUGCUCCUCACAGCUACACACCCAGGACCCAAACUACUGGGCCACUACAAGAAUGUCCCACUGAUCCAGCUGGAGGGGGUGUGUUCAGCGGAGGUGGUGUAUACUGGUACCAGCCACAAGGACUACUUCUGCUCUGCCCUGCGUCUGGUUCUGGAGAUACACCACUCCCAAGAGGAAGGGGAUAUAGUCGUGUUUUUGGCCACAACUCAAGAGAUAGAUCUUGCCCGUGAUAUCCUACUUCGCGAGGAGGCCAAUAUACCCACACAUCUAGAACUUCUCCCUAUCUCGGUGCACCCUGGGCUGGGUGGAACUCUGCCCAUGCCGGGUGAAGAGGAAGGCCGGUGCAGAAGAGUAUUCCUCACCUCCAGUCCAAAUGAAGACCUCUUUUGGGCUGUGCACAUGCUGAACUUUGUCAUUGAUGCCGGUGUCCAGAAAAGAAAUGUUUAUAACCCUAGGAUCAGGGCGAACUCAGUCGCCAUUCAACCUAUCAGUCGGAUCCAAGCAGAAAGCCGCAAACAGCUUGUAGGACCAACAGGGAAGAGUUUUUGUCUGUACCCAGAGGACACACCCCUGCCCAGUGAGACACGCCCCCACAUCCUUGAGUCUGACAUCACAUCCACAGUGCUCUUCCUGAAGAGGAUGGACAUCGGCGGUCUGGGCCGCUGUGACUUUAUCGACAGGCCAGAUCCUGAGGGUCUGAUGCAGGCCUUGGAGGAACUGGACUAUCUAGCAGCCCUGGAUGACGAUGGGAACCUGUCGGAGAUCGGCAUCAUCAUGUCUGAGUUCCCCCUGGAGCCCCAGAUGGCCAAGACACUACUAGCCUCCUGCGAGUUUGACUGUGUCAACGAGGUGGUCACCAUCGCCGCCAUGCUGACAGCACCAAGCUGCUUUCUGGUCCCCUCAAGGGAGUUGAGGCUAGAGGCCUCUCAGUGUCACCUGAAGUUCCAGCACCCAGAGGGAGACCACUUCACCCUCAUCAACAUCUACAAGGCUUUCAAACAGAACCAGCAUGAGCCCUUUGUCAGUGUGGAGAAGUGGUGUCAGGACUACUUCCUGAGUCUGUCUGCCCUGCAGACGGCUGAUGCUAUCCGCUCUGAGCUGACUGACAUCCUGAGGAGGAUAGAGCUGCCUGUCUCCAUGCCUUCCUUUGGCUCCAAGGGAAACACUCUCAACAUUAAGAGAGCGCUGCUAGCUGGCUUCUUCAUGCAGGUGGCAAGGGAUGUGGAUUCAUCGGGGAAUUACUUCAUGUUGACACACAAGCACGUGGCCCAGAUCCACCCUUUCUCUGCCUACGGCACCAAGACACCCAAACUGGGCCUGCCGGAGUGGGUCCUCUUCCAUCAGUACUCCUUCUCAGAGGACAACUGCAUCCGCACCGUGUCCCACAUAUCCCCAGAGGAGUUCAUUCAGAUGGCUCCACAGUACUUCUUCUUCAACCUGCCUCCCAGCGAGAGCAAGGACAUCCUCCAGAACAUCUUAGACAAUGGAGCUGAACACUACAAAGCGAAGAAGCUUCAAAAGAGCCCCAGCCUAGAGAGCAUACCAGAAGUCACCGCCAGUUGUGUCAUACAGUGAUUGUGAAGGCCUUGGUUGAGAAUGUCUUGGAGGCAUAAACUCCCUAUUCAUUCCCCGGUACUGUAUUAUAUGAUCAUUUUCACCAGUGUUACCUUUCAGUCAUCUCAUCACCAGUGUUACUUUUCAGUCAUCUCAUCACCAGUGUUACUUUUGAGUCAUUGAAACUAAGAAUAAUGUUAAUGUCAAGCUAUUAGUUCAUUACUGGAAUUGAAUUAUGGGAAGAAAAGUGACACUAUCUGUCCAGAUUGCCAAUGUGUUAGUUUUAGCAAUAUUUAUAUAGGCAUUCUUUCUAGUCUAUGUAUAUUUAAUUUAUAGAGCCCUACGUAUGUACAGGGAUGUACGAUGUUUCUUGGAACUUGCAGUUUAAUAAUAAACACACUACUAAAAAUG